GCAGUCACCACAAUCCGUUAGCCGGUGACCACUAUCAGAGCUCUAGAAGGAUUGCAAAGAAACCCGGGAUGAAUAAAAACUGGUUGAUGGGUUUGCUUCUGCUCUUAGGAGUAGUACUGCAGGUGAAGUGGACAACAGCAAAGCCUUCGACUAAGAAGCCACUACCAUCAUUCCUCAAGGUGUGCCAUCGAGAUUCCCCGGACUUGAACACAUGCGCACGUGAAUCCUAUGAAAAACUGCGACCGCGACUAAUGGAGGGCAUUCCCGAGCUCUUUAUACCAGCCAUGGAGCCACUAAUCGUUCCGCAAGUGAAGAUGGACCAAGACUCCGGUGCCAUCUACCUGCACUCCGUGUACCGGAAUGUCAAAGUCACGGGCAUCUCAAAGCACACGGUGAACGAGCUGCGCUUGGAGCCCUCAAAGCUAAAGUUCAUUGUGUCGCUGACCUUCCCCAAACUGCACAUGGAAUCGGACUACAGCAUUAAGGGAAAAAUUAUGAUGAUGCCGCUUCUUGGCGAUGGUCACUGCAAGGUGGAUCUGAUAAACAUCACCAUGCGCACGGAACUGAUCGGACAAGAGUACAAAAGGGAUGAAGUCAAUUAUCUUAAGAUAAACACGGUAAAGGUUAAGUACGAGCUAUCUGAUGUGCACAUACACCUGGACAACCUGUUCAACGGCGACAAGGCUUUGGGCGAUCGGAUGAACGAGUUCCUUAACGAGAACUGGAAGGCCUUGGCCGAGGAAGUGCGUCCGUUGAUGUCUAAGGCGCUGGUGGACAUUUUGAGAGCUUCCGUGGAUAAGCUGUUUGCGUCUUUCAGCUACGAUGAUCUUCUACCCAAGGGCAGGUAUUAGGUGGAGAUAUUGGUGAACAGCAUAUUUUCCAUCUUAAUGAUUUAAUCGUAGUACAAAAAUUAGCCUACAAAUAAGCACACAAUUAAAAGCGAAAUAAAUUAUGAAUAUAAUACAUAAA
Messenger RNA from Drosophila rhopaloa, 969 nucleotides. It is a transcript of the gene Jhbp5, whose product is annotated as circadian clock-controlled protein daywake. The record is from RefSeq and is a predicted model, not a curated record. The coding region runs from base 69 to 851 and encodes 260 amino acids. The transcript has 4 exons. Lineage: Eukaryota; Metazoa; Arthropoda; Insecta; Diptera; Drosophilidae.